Strigops habroptila (Kakapo) is the source of this 2503-nucleotide messenger RNA. RefSeq names its product neuronal differentiation 6 (gene NEUROD6). Gene Ontology annotation, molecular function: protein dimerization activity. The record is from RefSeq and is a predicted model, not a curated record. Bases 582 to 1595 code for a protein of 337 amino acids. Gene Ontology annotation, biological process: regulation of DNA-templated transcription; nervous system development. The transcript has 2 exons. NCBI's taxonomy places the organism in Eukaryota, Metazoa, Chordata, Aves, Psittaciformes, Psittacidae.
CCGUGUGUUUUUUUCCAGGGUACCAGGUGCACCGGAGUGACUCGGAUCGACACAAGACAUCACUUUCCCUAUAAACAAUACCGUAUUAACAACCACAGGGCAGCCGUACCUGUAGGCAGGGAUAGCACCAAAUGUUGGCACGUCUAUCCGUGCAGCUAGACUGCUAAAAAGAAGCAGCUCCAGUGGAAACGCACCUACUGUAUAUGAAAUGCUGGUGCAGAUUUUUUUUCCUUCUCCCCCCCCCCUUUUUUUUUCUAUCAGUCUAACCUUCUGUGUUGAUACAUGAAUGCUGGUACCCACUUAGAGGGAUGCCAGAUGAUCAGUGCAGAAUGAAGGUCCCAGGAGAAAGGCUCACGUGGUUUUCUCUGCCCCGUGACGUCACUAGCAGAUGGCAUGGGUACCAGCUCUGGCAGUUGGCAUCAAUGUCACUUUUUAGAGAUCAAUGAGAUAGUGCAGAUAUACACAGAUCUAGACUCCAGGAGACGAUGCGACAUUCAGACUGAAAAGAUUUGGAAGGCAAAAAAUGAAAACUGAUUGUUGAAUGAAAUAAAAAGCUAAAGGUAACUUAAGAUUAUAGAACCAUGUUAACACUACCGUUUGAUGAGUCUGUUGUAAUGCCAGAAUCCCAGAUGUGUAGAAAGUUUCCCAGAGAAAGUGAGGACCAAAAGCAAAUGAAGAACCCAGAAAGCUUUUCAAAGCAAAUCGUGCUCCGAGGAAAGAAUAUUAAAAGAUCUCCUGGAGAAGACACAGAAAAAGAGGAGGAGGAGGAAGAAAGAGAAGAGGAGGAUGAGAAUGGCUUGCCUAGGCGAAGAGGCCUUCGGAAAAAAAAGACAAGCAAGAUAAGGAUGGAAAGGAUCAAAUUCAGGCGACAAGAAGCCAAUGCGAGAGAGAGGAACCGGAUGCACGGCCUUAACGACGCCCUGGACAAUUUAAGGAAAGUAGUCCCUUGUUAUUCUAAAACACAAAAACUGUCCAAAAUAGAAACUUUGAGACUAGCCAAGAACUACAUUUGGGCUCUUUCUGAGAUCCUGCGAAUUGGCAAGAGACCCGACCUGCUCACCUUCGUCCAAAACUUGUGCAAGGGUCUGUCCCAGCCAACGACAAACUUGGUGGCGGGAUGCCUGCAGCUGAAUGCCAGAAGUUUCCUGAUGGGCCAGGCCGGCGAAGGCGCCCAUCACACCCGCUCGCCCUACUCCACCUUCUACCCCCCCUACCACAGCCCCGAGCUCGGCACCCCCCCGGGGCAUGGGACUCUCGACAACUCCAAGUCCAUGAAACCUUACAAUUACUGCAGCGCUUACGAGUCCUUCUAUGAAAGCACUUCCCCCGAGUGCGCCAGCCCACAGUUUGAAGGUCCCUUAAGUCCUCCCCCAAUUAACUAUAAUGGGAUAUUUUCCCUGAAGCAAGAAGAAAGCUUGGACUAUGGCAAAAAUUACAAUUACGGCAUGCAUUACUGUGCAGUGCCACCCAGGGGUCCCCUUGGGCAGAGCUCUAUGUUCAGGUUGCCUACAGAGAGCCACUUCCCUUACGACUUACAUCUGCGCAGCCAGUCUCUCACCAUGCAAGAUGAAUUAAAUGCAGUUUUUCAUAAUUAAUGAGGAAAAUGAAAAUAAACAGUGGUCAUUCACCUCCCCAUCUAAUUAAGAGCAAGCAGAUGCUUGGGCACUGCGUAAUUGGCACAACUCUAUUUAACGUGUUUACUAGUUCCUAAAGUGUGUUUCAACUAUUGUGGGGAUUUUCUAUGUAUUAAUAAACCCUUUUCCCUAUAAUUAUUUUUUUCCUUUUGGGGUUUUUUUUUUUGUCUGUAAACACUGUGAGAUUCUGUUCCCUCCCAGAGGUUAUUUCACCUUUUUCUUUAUUUCUUUUUAUUUCCCUCUUUGCUUGAUUUGUUGAGCAGUGUGUCUGAAAAAAUAUCGCUGAAAUAAAAGCAUACACACUGUGUAAAGUCAAUGUCUAUUUUGAUUGUACAGUAAUUAUACAAAUGCAUGUUAUUGAAAUCAGAUUAAUUAAAAUGAUGUAUUUAUAAUUGGUAGAAAAUAUAUAUUAUGUAUCUGAGGAGAACUGGAUUAAACAUAUUCAGAACUUUAGAGAAAUUAUCUCAGAACUGAGAUGGGCUUGCAAUAUGCAGAGGUGAGAGUGCAGCAAUAUUGAAAGCUAUGCAAAAACAAAAAAAGCAAACAAAAAAGCAAAACAGUUUUUUGGGUUGUUGUUUUUGGGUGAGCUAAGGAAAACCAGUGAUUGUCACUGACAUUAUUCAGCCUGACCUUUAGUGUGUUGCUGGCAGGGGCCACAUGCUAAUAUUUUAGAAGAUGUUGUCGAAAUUUUGCCUCAGUUAUUUUGACCAUAUAUAUAUAUAUUCAGCACUUUUUUUGUAUUAUUCUGACUUCAGAUGUAAAGGUUUGUUAUAACAAUGUAUAACUGUGGUUUCUCACUACGUACUUUAAAUGCAAUUAAACAUAGAUGUUUCCACUUUUAAAAUACAUCUAUUAGCUGUGAUACUGUA